Centruroides sculpturatus (bark scorpion) is the source of this 2358-nucleotide messenger RNA. RefSeq names its product nose resistant to fluoxetine protein 6-like. The transcript has 16 exons. Gene Ontology annotation, molecular function: acyltransferase activity, transferring groups other than amino-acyl groups. The coding region runs from base 1 to 2088 and encodes 695 amino acids. The record is from RefSeq and is a predicted model, not a curated record. Lineage: Eukaryota; Metazoa; Arthropoda; Arachnida; Scorpiones; Buthidae.
AUGCCAGUGGACAUCUCGGUUCUGUUUUUUUGCUGCUGCUGCUGCUUAUGGAUUUCGGUUGCUGCCAAAUCCCCGGAUAAUCUCAGAUGGGGUACUUUGCAACCUUUACUGAACAGCUUAACCGAGAAUGCGGCUCGCCAGUUGUUACCAUUCUCCAGGAGUACGGAGCAAUAUUACAAUAUAUCUGCUCGCUGCCAAUCAUCCUUGGGGGAAUGGGGAUUAGGUCUACAGAAUCAACAAAAUUGGGCAUUGCAGAUGUUAGAUGCCACUGGAAAGAUCCCUACCGGUUUCAUGGAAGGAUCCUUCAUGGAACUUGGUUCCUAUGACGAGUGUAUCAGAGUGGAUGCUAAAUCAGAGAAGACUCACUUUACUGGAAAGCAUUGCUCCAUAAAGCUGGCAUUACAAUGGAAGGUGAUACUUAGCGAAGAACACGAAAGUUUCAGAGAAUUGGGUGCACAAUCAGCUGACGUACCUAUCGAGAUGCUGUACGACUACCGUCCCAUGGAAGUUGCCAACAUUAUAUACGGCCUGUGCCUUCCUUCUGAAUGUAACACCAGAGACGUCUUGCAGUUGACGAAUUCCGUGUUGGAUAAAUAUUCCCUGCCGUUAGACGUCGUCAGAGUGAAUUGCGAAAAGAAAUCGGAAGGAAGAGAACUUACGUCCUGGGAAAUUGCUGCCUGUUGUUUCUUAGCAUCCGUGGUCAUCUUGGUGCUGGUCGGGACCUUCAUCGACCUUUGCACGUCGAGGGAUAUUCUGAAUCGAAGUAAGACGGGAAGAAUUCUGAGAGGCUUUUCCUUCUAUACUAACGCUAAGGAGGUGGCAGAAACAACCAGUCGAGCCGGAACCUUUGGAUGCUUCCACGGCAUGAGAGUCAUCUCGCUCCUCUGGGUGAUGCUGUCGCACUCGCUCUUCUUGGCUUACCCCGAUCAAAUUACCGUCUUCAAACCGCUGAGUGGCAAUCUGAAGAUAUCGAGGAGCCCGAUCAUGGCUUUGUUGGACAAUGCAUCGCCUUCGGUGGAUACUUUCUUCGUCAUCAGCGGCUUCCUUUGCGCCUAUUCCACUUGGAAAUCCUUGGAAAUUAAUGGAGAUCGGAUCGACAUUCUGUCCAUCUUGUUGCGGAAGUUAUGGAGAUUGAGCCCUUCGAUGUGGGCCACUAUAGCCCUGACCCUGUUGCUUCCACGUCUGGGAAAUGGACCUCUGUGGAAGGAGAAUUCGGAAUAUUUGGCAGGGGCCUGCCAGCGCAACGGUUGGACUAACCUUCUCUUUCUACAAAACCUAUGGUCAAUGGAGGAUAUGUGCCUAGUCCACACCUGGUACGUGGCCUGCUUGAUGCAACUCUUCGUUAUUGGUGUACCGCUGCUUCAACUCUGUUACAGACGUUUUUGGCUUGGUCUUGGUGUAGGCAUUGCUUUGGCAUCGACUGGUAUGGCCGUGUGUAUGCUCCUUACCGUGCUGUACGGACUUCCCCCCGCUCCUCUCUACUCCAGUUACGGAGUCCACGCCAUAGUUAAACACGUGUCGUUUCAACUGAUAAAGCCUCACCAACACGUCGGAGCUUUUUUGAUAGGAGCGGCCACCGGUUAUAUAUAUUUCAAGCGAGGAAAAACACCGGUUCCAAAGAUAUACGCGGUGUUAGGAUGGAUCGUCUCCCUGGCUGCCAUGUCGGGCGUGGUAUUUGGAGUUCAGAGCUUCCGAACGGAUAAGGUGUACGAAGGCCCUGUAGCCGUAUUGUAUUCCGGACUGUUUAGAAAUAUCUGGUCCACGGCCGUGGCCUGGAUAUGUUUCGCUUGCGUCACCGGGCGCGGAGGACUGGUCAACGAUCUGUUAUCUUGGUCACCGUUUUCCUCCCUGGCUAGGUUAAGUUAUGCCGCUUACUUGCUACACCCGUUACUCAUCUGUUAUCACACGUCUAGGAUCCGAUUUCCUUACUACUUCGACUACAUUACGCUGGGAGAUCGCUACGUCUCGUACGUGGUAAUAACGUUCGUCUUCGCCUACUUCUUUCACUUGAUGAUCGAAAUGCCUUUCUCCAACGCGGAAAGAGUACUUCUGGACACCAAGAAGAAGACAGAAUCAAAAGAAUCGUAGAAGAGGGAAGGAAAUCAACGAAGUCUUUUGUUUUCUCGUGGUGUGGAGGAAUUGCUCUUCUCGAUUCUUCGAUAACUUACCAGUGUCGGACUCGUUACAAUUUCCAGAGGACCCUUUAUAGUUCCGUAGACGGAUACGACACAGACAUGGUGGGAUCCACUCUUCUAUCAACUGGGAAAAAAAGAAAAUGGACCAAGUCUCCGUUCUUUCGCAAAUUUCAAUGUCUCUUCUUUCCGACAAUUUGUACCGAAAUAAAUUCUUCGUACUCUC